AUGGAUAAAGAAGCAGAUUUUUCUUCACAACUUAAACACGCGCGCAUAUACACGCAAAAACACACACACGCACGAAACAUCGACAUGUUCGCAACGACACCUUCCGUUUCUUGUGCUUUCACCGCUCGAGACUCGAGAAGAGCUUCUUCGCAGUCCGCUGCUUCCUCUCGGUGUUCCUCUUCCUCUUGUUCCCGAAGCGGCUGCGGAUUUCCACUUCUGAAAGUCUUUUCCUUUGAAGGUGCGCGAGGGAUAAGGAGCGAUAGAGGGAGUAUUACGAGCAUCAAAAGAGAAGGAGGAGCACAUCACCACUCGUUCUCGCGACGACGUGAAAAGAAGAGCAUCAGUAUCAGUAAACGACGACGACAAAGAGAAAAUGGGUUGCUGUUUUGCCCCAAAGCAGAAGCAGAUAAAGAAGGCGAGAAAGAGCAACCGAAACGUUUAUCGAAGAAAGAAGCGGAGGAAGCCGCACGAGCCGCGCUGAUGGGUGCCAUCGGGAACAAGAAAGAUAAACUGAAAGCGUUCGAUAACGGAGGGAGAGGCGGCGGUUUUUUCAAUUUCGGCGGCGGCGGCGGCGGCGGCGGCGGCUCCGGCGACGGCUCGAAUAAAGGGACUUUGCAAGUCCUCUUCCUCCUCUUUUGCGUCGUGUUUGUCUUUUACGGGUUGAAACCUGUGAGCGCGAUGUUCGUGAACUUGAUUUAUUACGCGUUUAAGAUUCCAACCGGGCGACCAGGCGACGAAGAACCGGAGGAUGCGUUGAGUUACGCAUCCGGGAAAGCAGGGCAGAGCGCGGAUGCUGACGUGAUCAGUAAAUACGGAGGAGACGACGACGACGACGACGACGACGACGACGACGAAUAA
Bathycoccus prasinos is the source of this 858-nucleotide messenger RNA. RefSeq lists its product with no specific name. The coding region runs from base 1 to 858 and encodes 285 amino acids. The transcript has a single exon. The record is from RefSeq and is a predicted model, not a curated record. Lineage: Eukaryota; Viridiplantae; Chlorophyta; Mamiellophyceae; Mamiellales; Bathycoccaceae.